Molecule: messenger RNA, 737 nt
Organism: Hibiscus syriacus
Lineage: Eukaryota; Viridiplantae; Streptophyta; Magnoliopsida; Malvales; Malvaceae
Exons: 1
Coding region: 36-737 (233 amino acids)
Source: RefSeq, a predicted model, not a curated record
CCCUUCCUUUUCUUCUUCUUCCAUUCCUUCCCAGAAUGUUCCCCAAAUGGCUGAAAUCACCAAAGACAAACAGUGGAAACUCCAAACCAAAAUCUCCACAUUUCUCCUCCACUUCAUUCAAGGACAUCAACUCCGUCCUCAAAGAAGACGAGCCCUUCCGCUCCUACCCCUCCGUUUUCCACCGCUUCAAGCUCUCCACCUCCCUCCUCCGCUCCUUAUCGGCGAAGAAGGCGGAAAACGGCCACCACUCCGAUGAGCGUGUCGUGCUUUACUUCACCAGCCUCCGCGUGGUCCGCAAGACGUUCGAGGACUGCAAGACCGUCACAUCGAUCCUGCACGGAUACGGCGUGCCGAUCGACGGGCGAGAUUUGUCAUUGGACUCGGAUUCCGUCGUCGAGUUGCAGAGGAUCGUCGACCGGAACGAGAUGAAGAGGUCUGCGUUACCGUUGGUUUUUAUCGGCGGGAAAUACAUCGGUGGGGGCGAGGAAAUCAAGCGGUUACAUGAGUGUGGGGAACUGAAGAAGCUGAUUGGUCGGUCACCUAUUAUUGUAGGGUCCAGUGUCUGUGAUAUAUGUGGAGGGCUGAGAUUCGUUCUUUGUCGUGAGUGUAAUGGUAGCCAUAAGAUCUAUUGUGAGAAAUCUGGGUUUCGAACUUGUAACGAGUGUAACGUAAACGGUCUCGUUAGGUGCCCGUCUUGUGGCCCCGGUCACCAUCGAAUGGCCUACUGUUUUUCUUAG